Molecule: messenger RNA, 795 nt
Organism: Giardia duodenalis
Lineage: Eukaryota; Fornicata; Diplomonadida; Hexamitidae
Exons: 1
Coding region: 1-795 (264 amino acids)
Source: RefSeq, a predicted model, not a curated record
AUGGAUAGCUCUUUCGAGUUGGAUCCUUCUAGCUUCCUUGGCAGAUUGAUCUUUAGAUACUAUGGAACCUACUCUCUAGAUGAAGCAGCUAAGCGAGAGAAGGAAGAUCGUCAGGAGGGAAAUGAUCCAGAUUGGUUCCCUACUGGAAAGCAAGCUAAGGGUACCUUGCAUGUAGCUCUCUCCGAACCACGGCUUAAGGGUGCUCCACACAUCUCCAAGAUCAAGCAUGCGCCACUUUGGAGCAGUUUGGUUCAGGCUGUUCAAAGCCGAUGCAUCAUGGAGGAUGUCACAGAAGCUGCAGCAGACACCUAUCCGUCGAUAGUUACUUGCAAGCAAAUAGAAGUACUUGACAUGCAAGUUGCUUCAUUGUUAGUCAUCGGAGAGCGGCUAAAGCUCAGGUUUCCAGAUCUUCAGCAUGUGAUCGGCCACCUGCUGGACAGCUUUAUCUCCUACACCACAUCCUUAUGGGUACUCAGAGGGAAGGCACUUGACAGAGAUGCCACCUCAACCAGCCUUUCAGCUAUUUACAAGACAGUCGCGCAGUUUGUGCAGAGUCCUUCGGUAGUGCACCAACGCGUCGCAUUUAUGGGCGCCAUCACGCUAUGCCCACCAGUCCCUGCACACGCAUCAGAUGAUAAAGACUACAAGCCUCCAAUCCUCCCUGGGGAAUGCUCUCUAUACAGCUUUGCGCAAGAGUAUGGACUAGAUUCGGAACGUGUGAUCAGACGAUCGCCUAGCCAAAUGGUACAAGUACGCAAUCGCUGUCAUCAGCGAGUUAACACAGUCAUAGAGUAG